UUAAGUAUCUGGUAAAUAUAAUGGAUAAUCUGUGGUAUGCAUGUAGGAGUCUACAAUCUCACUAUGUCAGUAUUAGAAAACACCCGAUUCGACUACAAUCACCCCAUUAAAAGGUAUACAAGUAUGGGCUAAGAAUCCGAGCUGGAAAUUAAUGGGAGAGACGUAUAAUGCUCUGCCCAGCAGACUGUCGACCACUUGAGUUCAUGUUGUCAUGUUGCGUCACGCGGUUGCUAAAUUAGCAAAUUGUCACGCAAUCCCUUCUUAAUAAAAGUCAGGGUAUGAGUCGAGAAACCAGACUAUUUCCUUGAAGUACGGUAUGUCACGAGUUGAAAGCUAUACGAUACUAUAGAGAACAAGUUAAUUAUCUCACAUCUCUGAAAAUAAUUGUAAUGUUGUACUUCAUGCUAAUGUUGGGUUUUUGAGCUAUCGACUUCUUGAGGGAGUGUUCUUGUCCAGAAUCGCCCAGAAUGCAUCGCGCGACCCAUGGAAGAUAAUUGGGGAACGUACACGAUGGAGUUCUUUGGCUGUUUGAAAGUUCAUUCAUUUCUGGCGUGCACGAUGCAGUACUAGAACGUAAACCUAAAUAAAUUAGUUUCGUAGUCCGUGGUUUCUCGAAUAGCUAGCUAAGUUAUUACAUUUAUUGUACAAAUAAUUAUUUGUAUUGCAAACACUAGCCUGAGUGAAUCAGAGUUGCCUGGAUGAAAAGUAUAGUAAAUGCCAAUAUGAUAAAGGAAAACGGAUGGAACAUACCUCCAAAUGCCCCCGCGUGUAUGGAGAAGCAUUUGGAGUCGGCGCAGUACAGGGGAGAUGGCACCCUGUUGUUGGGGGCCUCCAGUCUGACAGGCAGGUGCUGGCAGGGCUCCAUCUGGAUCUACUGUGAUCCCAAGCAGUCUCCCAACGAGGGCUUCUGUAAGGCUGGUGUCCAGACAGAGGCAGGCAUCACAGAUGUAAAGUGGGUUUCAGAGAGGGGUGUCCUAGUUGCAUCUGACUCUGGUGCUGUUGAGCUGUGGGAGCUAUCAGAGGAUGAGAGUCUGCUGGAGAAACGGUUCGCCAAACUCGAGCAUGAUCACAUCGUUACCAGCGUGAGCCCUGCUGGGUCAAGCCAUGCCAUCAGCGGCAGUAUGGACAACCGAAUCAAAGUCUGGGACCUUAUUCAGGGUGAAGUGGUCAGCACAUAUAAUGCUCACUCGAAGCCAGUCACUUGUGUGUCCUGCAAUCCAUCCGAUGACUCCCUCUUCCUCUCAUGUGGCCAGGAUGGUCGUUUGUUGCUUUGGGACAGGAGGAAACCCACCAAACCAGCCUCUAGAUUAGUCUCAGACGUAGAGCCCAGCUGUUGUCCUACAUCAGUAGCCUGGCAUCCCCACCACAGGACCACAAUCGCCUACGGUGACGAGCUGGGACGAGUGACACUGAAGGACUUUCAGGGAGCAGAGCCUGGCCAGACACAGAGCACCCACAGCCGCAGGGUCUCCGGCCUAGCCUUCUCAUCACACAGUGCCCCCUUGCUUGCCUCAAUCAGUGAUGACUGUACUGUUGCUGUGAUGAACUCUGCGCUUAAGGAAACGUUGAGAGACAAGAGGCACCAGGACUUUGUUCGGGGUGUCUGCUGGGCCCCUGGCGGUUCUGACACACUGACCACUGUGGGCUGGGACCACCAGGUCCUCCACCACGUCACGGGACAGGAUGGACCCGCCACUGGAUACUCCACGUCCCCACUGUAGACCCACCGCCCAGCCUGGGUCAGGAGAUGGG
Molecule: messenger RNA, 1752 nt
Organism: Oncorhynchus nerka (sockeye salmon)
Lineage: Eukaryota; Metazoa; Chordata; Actinopteri; Salmoniformes; Salmonidae
Product: methylosome protein WDR77-like
Exons: 10
Coding region: 699-1721 (340 amino acids)
Biological process (GO): oocyte axis specification
Cellular component (GO): methylosome
Molecular function (GO): protein binding
Source: RefSeq, a predicted model, not a curated record